This is a messenger RNA of Helianthus annuus (common sunflower), 1676 nucleotides long. Its product is annotated as probable C-terminal domain small phosphatase. The transcript is spliced from 7 exons. Gene Ontology annotation, molecular function: phosphoprotein phosphatase activity. NCBI's taxonomy places the organism in Eukaryota, Viridiplantae, Streptophyta, Magnoliopsida, Asterales, Asteraceae. The record is from RefSeq and is a predicted model, not a curated record. Bases 316 to 1410 code for a protein of 364 amino acids.
UCAUGCUUGAGGUUGUUUUCACCAAACUUGGGUUUUUCCCCAAAUAAGCUGGCAUGACUCUUCAACUUACUUAUAUAUAUAUAUCGCCAAUGAACUCAAAACUAUAUGUCCGUAGACUUGAAGGUUGACGAGAUCCAACAAAUCUUCUCCACUAAGUCAUGUUAAUGAAACAGUGAUCCCGAUUAAUUUACGUAAUUUAUAAAAAGAGGGAAGACAAGGUUGUGAACAGAAAGGGAAAGUGAAAUUAGAUUUACAGAUUUACUUGUGAACACAAGUUGUGAGGAAAGGUUUGAUUGUCAAAAAUUCGGUAACGCAAUGGGCAAUGUGAAGAGUAUAUGGUCCAAAAGAGAAGAGUGUCCGAAUAUUGCUAAUGGUGAAACAAGCUCAAGCACGAACUCACCUUUUGAUGUGAACAUUUUGAUGUCGGAAAAAACUGUUAACGGUGAGAUGGAGGGAACUGGGACAGAAGUUAUUGAUGUGAAGAUCGUUUCCGAAGAAGUUGAAAACAUAGAACCAGUCAAUGGUGAAGCGACAAAAAAGAGAAAGAGGAAGAGAAGAAGGAACAAGAGACUGGCUACAGACGUCGUUUCAAAUUCUCAUGACCGAAUGGAAGAUACUCGUUCAAGUGAAGAACAGCGUGUACAAUCUCAAGGCAAUAAUGGUCAACAGAUGGGUACACAUAUAGUCAGGUCUCUUUCUGAAAAGCUGAGCAUCGGAGAUGUGGAAAUUUUCAAAAAGAAAAAUUUUGUCACCAGGUCAACGAAAACGCUUCUCAUUCUUGACGUAAACGGUUUGCUUGUGGAUGUAAUUAAUCCCCCGCCGAAAGAUUGCAAACCGGAUAUAAAAAUUUCAAGACGGGCAAUAUUUAAGAGACCCUUCUUGGAUGACUUUUUAGGAUUUUGCUUUGAGAGAUUUGACGUUGCCAUUUGGUCUUCAAGAACCAGGAAAAUUUUGGACCCUGUGGUUGACUAUUUGUUAGGGGAUUUGAAGAAGAAGCUGGUGUUUAUUUGGGACUUAUCUCACUGCACCAAUUCAAGUGCCCGAAGCCUUGAAAACUAUCAUAAGUUCAUAGUCUUCAAGAAACUGGGGAAGAUAUGGGAAGGAAAUGGUCGUAUCGCUUCUGAAAACGGAUAUUAUGAUGAAUUAAACACGUUGUUAUUGGAUGAUUCCCCAUAUAAGGCAUUACUAAAUCCUAAGCACACUGGAAUCUUUCCGUUGUCUUACACGCACAAGGAUAUAAAUGACAAGUCCCUAGGCCCUGAUGGUGAUCUUCGAGUCUAUCUAGAAGGUGUGGCCGCCAGUGAAAAUGUCAAAACGUAUGUAGAGCAACACCCAUUCGGUCAACGGGCCAUAGAUGAAACAAACCCCGAUUGGGCAUUUUACUCAAGGGUUCUUAAGAAUGUAUUUUAGUGCAUCUCAUCUUUGCUAUCAAGCUAAUUAAGUAACCCAUUGCAACAAGUUGUUUUAAAACUAUUUUCAGAACUAGCUUUUGCUCAUCUUUUUUUUACAUGUUUCAUAUAACAAUUAGCAUACGAAGAUUGUAAUACACAUUGACAGGAGAAAACCUGGCAAGAUAGGACUUUUGACCUAAUUGCUCCCACAGUCAACAAAUGUAUCAGGUUAUUUUGAAUCUCAGUUUUAUUAGAUAUAUAUGAAAUGUAACUGGUUACUGGUCU